UGGUAAACGUCUGUUAAAAUGGAAGUUAAGCGCAACCCGGGUUUAUAGUCUACUUAAAGUAUAUGUUUACGGUUCAUUAACCUUUAUCAACGUUCACUGUCGGAAUUGAAUCCUGCGAUUUAAACGAUGAAUGUUUUAACAAAUAAGGUUUUGCCCAUUCAGAACACACGGGCGUUGGUCCAGGCCAUAUCGCUGAUUCGCGCACCCCUAUUAAAGCAGCCAAUGCCAAUAGGUUUCUUCUUGACCGACAGACAGUACAGAUCUAUGCCUACGCAUGGAAUUGGUCGAUACAAACAUCUUCUUCCUAAAAUGUUGUCGAAGAAAAAGAGAGAAGUCGUUCAAAUGCAGCAGAUCAGAGCAGCUACGGAUGCAGAGUACGGCGUCUUGAAUGUGGCGGUGUCUGGCUAUGACAUGACCCUUGUGGAACAUUACAGCCAGUACAUCCAUAAUCUCUGCAAUCGCCUUGAUAUCAAAGUGGAUGAAAGCUACGCAAUGCCUACAAAGAGCACAGAGGUCAUGGUUAUGCCAGAGAAAGGGACCAAGAUGUUUGUGGAUGUCGUUCUCAAAACCCAUGAGCGGGUAGUUCAGAUAAGCCAAAUGAAGGCAAUUCUAAUGCCCAUAUUUUUGGAGGUCCUUCUAAAAAACCAGCCGGAGGGAGUUCAGAUCUCCGUAAUGCAGCACACUGAAGCAGAUUACCAGGCCAGGUUUAAAAUGAGACCAGAACUUGAAGCACUGCAGGCACAAUUAUUUUAAUUAAGGCGGUUUAAAAGCUGCCAGUAGGGCAUGAGUGUGUCUUCAUUUUUAUGAUGCAGUUCAUUGUAUACAGAGUGUGGGGGGAAAUGUGUAAUAAUAAAUGUGAGUGGAUGUGGUGCA
Molecule: messenger RNA, 873 nt
Organism: Electrophorus electricus (electric eel)
Lineage: Eukaryota; Metazoa; Chordata; Actinopteri; Gymnotiformes; Gymnotidae
Gene: mrpl48
Product: mitochondrial ribosomal protein L48
Cellular component (GO): mitochondrial ribosome
Source: RefSeq, a predicted model, not a curated record